This is a messenger RNA of Danaus plexippus (monarch butterfly), 1069 nucleotides long. RefSeq names its product tetratricopeptide repeat protein 1 (gene Ttc1). Bases 179 to 1018 code for a protein of 279 amino acids. Gene Ontology annotation, molecular function: protein binding. The record is from RefSeq and is a predicted model, not a curated record. The transcript is spliced from 4 exons. Lineage: Eukaryota; Metazoa; Arthropoda; Insecta; Lepidoptera; Nymphalidae.
AAUUCUUUAUCAUGGGACGUCAAAUACGUCAAAACAAUGGUUAAAACUAACAUAAGUAAUAAGAUUUAAAUCAUUUUACGGUGAAGUAAUAUUUGAUUCACAAAUUGAUUCUCGCAUUUAAUCUUCAUUUAAUAUACGAUUUAUGUAUAACAGUUAUUAGCUUAGAUAAUAGGUAAAAAUGUCAGAGAGGCUAAAAACCAGCAAUAUUUCAAACGAAGAAGUCAUCGAAGAUUUAACUAAAGAUCUAGAAAUGUCUCUAAAAACCGGCGAAGGUGAUUUUGUUGUGAAACCAGACGCCUCUGGAGAUGAAAAGACUUCAUCCAAAGAUAAAUCAAGUAAAGAUGUUCCAUCAGCAAGUAAUACUUUCAAUGACGAGACGGAGAUAGACAGUAAAUAUGAAGAUAGCGACAAAGAAAGCGAUUCAGACUCAAUAGAUGAGACAUCUCUCAAAGAUGCUGAAAUGAAUUUAACAGAAGACGAGAAAGCUGAACGGCAGGUGAUCGCCGAGGAGUUGAAGAGGGCAGGCAACGAAGCAUUCAAGGUCGGAGACUUUGAUAGGAGCAUAGAGAAAUAUACUGAAGCCCUCCGUAUAUGUCCCCUACAAUACACAACACAGCGUGCCAUACUGUACUGCAACAGGAGCGCCUCAAAGAUGAAGUUGGAGAGGUACAAGCAGGCGAUCAAAGACUGCACCAGGGCCGUGGAGCUCGACGAUACAUACCUUAAGGCCUAUUACAGGCGAGCUCAGUCCUACGAGGCCACAGACAAGCUGGACGAGUGUCUGGCUGACUACAAGAAGAUUCUAGAACUCGACCCGUCGCACAAGGAGGCGCACGCGGCCAUCAUCCGCCUGCCGCCGUUAAUAGAAGAGAGGAACGAAAAACUCAAAACGGAGAUGCUCGGAAAGCUAAAAGACCUGGGCAACAUGAUCCUCAAGCCAUUCGGCCUGUCCACGGAAAACUUCAAACUGGAACAGGACCCGGAGUCCAAGGGCUACAAGAUAAACUUCAAGCAAUAACAACCAAUGAGCGCAUUGUGAUAUAAUAUAUUAUAGCCUCGCAAAAUAAAA